Messenger RNA from Talaromyces proteolyticus, 2771 nucleotides. RefSeq names its product putative DEAD/DEAH box helicase. Gene Ontology annotation, biological process: mRNA splicing, via spliceosome. Gene Ontology annotation, molecular function: RNA helicase activity; RNA binding; ATP binding. The transcript has 3 exons. Gene Ontology annotation, cellular component: catalytic step 2 spliceosome. The record is from RefSeq and is a predicted model, not a curated record. The coding region runs from base 72 to 2501 and encodes 809 amino acids. NCBI's taxonomy places the organism in Eukaryota, Fungi, Ascomycota, Eurotiomycetes, Eurotiales, Trichocomaceae.
GUUCAAACCAUUCUCCAACGCAAGCUCUUUCCUCACCGUUCAGUUUUGGGGGAUUUUCAUACACAGCCAUUAUGAAUGGAACUAGUUUAAACGGCCAGGAGCGUGGUGAGUACUCUGAGAUACCCCCUCCGGCUCCUCCAGCAGAUGAUCCCCCUCCGCCACCGCCGAUGGAGGUAGAUGGCGCUGCUCCUCCUCCUCCUACAGAUAUCGAACCCCCUCCACCACCUGAGGAGUUCUUUCCUCCGCCUCCUCCGCCUGCAGCUACAGUUGUCAAGAAGAAGAAAUCCGGUUGGAGCUCUUCAAAAGCCCAACCGUUGAGUGUUGAAGAGCUUGUACGGAAGAAGAGAGAGGCCGACGCGGCGGCUUCCAAGCCCAAGUUUCUUUCCCGGGCCGAGCGCGAACGCCUUGCAGUAGAAAAACGUGCCAAAGAAGUCGAAGCGGAGCGACGGGCGAAAAUCGAACAGAGUCGAUCAGCGAACGGCUCAAGCCGGCAGAACGGUGGAAGUGCUACAAGUUCGGAUACCGUGCCAACGAAUGGCGACUCUAGGUCUAUUCCCACCGGACCACGCGCGUUUCGUGGUGGGGAGAUUCCAACUGGCCCUGCUGCCAUGCGCAAUUCCCACAAUAGAGACUACGAUAUGUCCCCGCCACCUCCCCCGAAACGGAUCGCAUUUGGCAAAGAUGACUCCAAAGGCGAUAAAAAGGUUUCGGAGGAGGAAGCAGAGGCAACACUGAUUCGGCAACGAUAUAUGGGUGCAGACCAAACGUCCAGCUUCUCGGCAAAGAAAAAACGGAAGCGUACUACAGAGAGGAAAUUCAAUUUUGAAUGGAAUACUGAGGAAGACACCAGCAAAGACUACAAUCCUUUGUACCAGAACAAGGCGCAUGCCAAUUUCUUCGGACGAGGCCGUCUUGCCGGCUUUGGCGAUGAGGUGGUGGAUACUGCUACGAAGAAAUACGUUGAAGCAUUGGAAAGCCAUGAUCGAGAAGCAGGAACAGCUCGGGCGAGGGAGAUAUUGGAAAUGGAGCGAAGACGGAGAGAAGAGGGCAGCAGAAAUGCGAUUGAUAAGCACUGGAGCGAGAAACGACUGGAUCAGAUGCGCGAAAGGGACUGGCGCAUCUUCAAAGAAGACUUCAAUAUUAGCACCAAAGGAGGAAGUGUUCCUAAUCCUAUGCGAUCAUGGAAUGAAUCUGGGCUCCCGAGGAAGUUGCUUGAGCUAAUUAGCCAGGUUGGUUACACUGAUCCAACACCGAUUCAGAGGGCUGCUAUUCCGAUUGCCCUACAGUCAAGGGACCUUAUUGGUGUCGCUGUUACGGGUUCCGGUAAGACAGCCGCUUUCUUGCUUCCACUGUUGGUAUACAUCGCGGAGCUACCCCGGCUUGAUGAGUUCGAAUGGAGGAAGAACGAUGGUCCAUAUGCGAUUAUCCUAGCGCCCACACGUGAAUUAGCGCAACAGAUUGAGAUUGAGGCCAAGAAAUUUUCCAAGCCUCUCAAUUUCAAUGUUGUUAGUAUCGUUGGUGGCCAUUCUCUGGAGGAACAAGCGUACAGUCUACGGGAUGGCGCUGAGAUCAUCAUCGCUACUCCCGGUCGAUUGGUCGAUUGUCUAGAGAGACGCAUGCUAGUUCUAUCACAAUGCUGCUACGUCAUUAUGGAUGAAGCAGAUCGCAUGAUUGAUCUCGGUUUUGAAGAACCUGUCAAUAAGAUUCUCGACGCUCUUCCUGUAACGAAUGAAAAGCCCGAUACCGAAGAAGCAGAAGACGCGCGAGCAAUGAGUCAGCAUAUUAGCGGAAGAGAUAAUCGCUACCGACAGACAAUGAUGUAUACAGCUACGAUGCCGUCGGCAGUGGAACGAAUCGCCCGAAAGUAUCUACGUCGCCCUGCAAUUGUCACCAUUGGCAAUGUCGGGCAGGCCGUCGACACUAUCGAACAACGGGUCGAGUUCGUCUCCGGCGAAGACAAGCGAAAGAAGCGUCUUGCGGAUAUCCUUAUGUCGGGACAAUUCCAGCCACCUAUCAUCGUCUUCGUCAAUAUCAAGCGAAACUGUGACGCGGUUGCCAAGGAUAUCAAACGGCUGGGCUUUACUUCCGUCACACUGCACGGUAGCAAGACACAGGAUCAGCGUGAGGCUGCGCUGGCAUCGGUCCGCAAUGGAUCUACGGAUGUUCUGGUUGCUACGGAUCUGGCGGGCCGUGGUAUUGAUGUCCCUGAUGUGAGUUUGGUGGUCAACUUCAACAUGGCGACUAAUAUCGAGAGCUACACGCAUCGUAUUGGUCGUACGGGUCGUGCUGGCAAGAGCGGUGUCGCAAUUACGUUCCUGGGCACCGAGGACACUGAUGUUAUGUACGAUCUCAAGCAAAUGCUCAUGAAGUCGUCUAUAUCUCGGGUCCCCGAGGACCUGCGCAAGCACGAGGCGGCGCAAUCCAAGCCCACGCGCGGUGGCGGGGCCUCCAAACAGAGGGCGGAGGAGUCAAGUGGCUUUGGAGGCAAAGGAGGGUGGUGAGCUGGCUCUGGUUUUUCGAAUUGACCGGGGGCUGUAAUUGUACAAUAAAAAUAGCAAUUGCCAUACCACAAUUCCCAUGCUGCAAUAUUAAUUAGGAUUACAAACGUGGAGCGGCCAGACCGUGCCUCGGCGCUUUAUGAUUCGCGGCUCCCGAUUGGCUGAGACCUUUGACACCGCGACCUGGCCCAGGCUCGAGAGUGGCAGGAGAACUGAGUAUUCAAGAUGCAGUGUGAUACAGCUGCGAGUGUAAAUGUCAAUCUAAAUCUAAAU